Pristis pectinata (smalltooth sawfish) is the source of this 1459-nucleotide messenger RNA. It is a transcript of the gene tmem267, whose product is annotated as transmembrane protein 267. The transcript has 3 exons. Bases 261 to 953 code for a protein of 230 amino acids. The record is from RefSeq and is a predicted model, not a curated record. NCBI's taxonomy places the organism in Eukaryota, Metazoa, Chordata, Chondrichthyes, Rhinopristiformes, Pristidae.
UUGAGUUUGGUGUCGAUCGGUACCAUUGAAUUCCUUUGUAGUAAUGAUGUGUUUGGCGAUGAUACGUUGUGCUGGAGCUCACUGAGGGGUAUGAAGCCGUAUGCCACUGAUAGUGUGGGGGUAGGGCCCACGCCUCAGGGACCGGCUUUAAUGUUUUUCAUUUAAUUCGACGUUGAUCCGUGCAUCGAUCCUGGGGCUGUUUGUGGCCGAUGUCCGUCGGCUGAAAUAAGAAUGAGGAACAUGGAUGUCAAAUAUCAUGGAUGAUACUUUGUACGAUGUUCAAGUCAAAACAGUCAACGAUUGCAAUGGCAACAGAGACAGAAAAUGCACAAGCACUGCUGAAAACAUUCAGCACAGCAUCAGUCAUUUCGAGCAUUGGACUAGGAGUCUUCUGCUUCCUCUCUGAUCAGUGUUUACAAUUUUCAUUUAUACAGAGCAACUAUUGGCUUAGGGCUCUUUCAGACAAUGCAGUACAUGGUGCCAUUGGACUGUGGUCUUGGGCUAUUGUGAUUGGAUUGCGAAAGAAGAGUGAUUUUUAUGAAGUAAUUUUAGCUGGGCUUCUGUCCUCUGUCAUUGAUGCUGACCACUUUGUUGAAGCUGGAUCCUUGUCUCUGAAGGCUGCAUUGCAUCUCCCACAGAGGUCUCCGCUACAUUGUUCCACAGUGAUACCUGUAGUGGCCUUUUCAGUGAAACUUGCCAUGUGGAUAUUUAGACUUAAAGAUUCUUGGUGUUUUCUCCCAUGGAUGGUUACCAUUUCAUGGGUUUCUCAUCACAUCCGUGAUGGUGUCCGCCGCGGUCUUUGGUUCUGUCCCUUUGGAAAUACAGCUGCUGUGCCAUAUUGGACCUACAUAGCAAUUACAUCCUCAUUCCCACACCUUUGUUCUGUUCUCAUGUACAUGACUGGUACCAGAGAAACAAUGUCCAUGUCCCACGGAAUUGCAAUUGAUGUGUAACAACAUGUAAUGCUUUCCUUUUUAAAGGUACAGCACCCUGCACUGAAUUGUGUUAAUUUGGAAAUGCUAACUAGCAGUAUACUACUUGUGAAACUUCUGUGUAACAGGGGAAAAUACACUGUGUAAUACAUUCUAAAAUAUGUGCUACAUUCCAUUCACUGAAGCUGCUUAAUGUUUGUGUUUUUAAGAAAGUAGCUGUAAUAUUUUAAAUUUGUAUUCUUCAUUGCUUCUGUUCUGAACGUGAUCAAAUCUUCACACACACUAGUUUUCAGUUGAUCAAAUAAAUGUACUGUGAUUGUUAGUUAUAAUAGAAAUUUAUUUGUAUAAAGAUGUUAGUUUGUUGAAAAUAGAUGCUAUGUUGUGAUAGCAUUGAAUUAUCUAUAGCCAGUAUAGAAGUUGUGACUAUAAUUUAUGAUUAACAAUUGAUAGUUUAUAAACAGUGAACAACUUUGUUUAUAAUGACCCAAAAGAAUUCAUAAUUUCAAAUUAAAUUAGAUGGUGUUUUC